CUAAAAAUUUCUAAAAAAAAAAUUCUAGGUACUUUCAACAAUUUUCUUUGGUACAUGAAUUUGAAAUUUUUUUUAGGCAGAAACUCCUCUUGGUUAUUCUCAACAACUUCUCCAAGUUUCAUGGCAAUCAGAUGAAAGAUCUACAGCUGGACCUAGGAUAGGCCCACACAUUUAAAAAUGAUGACUUUAUGAAGUUAAUGGGUUACUACAGGUUUGCUAAGAUCAAGUGGUAAAACAAGUAAAAUGUCACAGGAGAAAUGUACCGAGAUAUGUGGUCCUGGUGAAAAAUGUAGUGGAGAUAACUGUGUACCAUGUGAUGAUGGAUCUUACCAAGAACUUAAGCAACAUGAGAACAAAUCUUGUAUACUGUGGUCCAAAAAACCAAGUGGAGAGCAUUGGAUUCUUGAUAAAAAUGGAACAAAGGAAACUGAUAACAAAUAUAGAUGUGCAGAUGGAUACUAUGCUAAAGAAUACAUGCCUAACUCUUGGGAUUGUUUCAAAUCUGAGGAUGUAUCAGUAUCAACUGUCACACCCAGCUUAAAUACCACUGUAUCAGUGCUGAACAACUCAUCUAUCAGUCCAACAGAAGCUACCCAAAAUGUUGGGCAUGCAGACAAAAGUACUCCCUUAUCAGUUCUUGUGCCAAGUAUAACAAUACCAGGUGUGUUAGUCUUAGCAGUUGUUUUUAUUGUUCUCAUUUGCAGGAGAAAAAAAAAGUUGUGCUUUAGAAAAUCUAAAGCCAAAACAACUGAUGCUCAUUCUGCUGCAGAAAUGGGGACUUUAGUCAACAGUUCUCACUCUCAUGCCAACGGUCAUGCUCGCACACAUGCUGAUGACAGAGAUUAUGUUGAUGGCGCACGUCAUAUCAGCCAACCUUAUGAACAAUUUAUCUCAGAGAUUGGUCUACCCAACAUGGAAAGAUUUUUGCACUUGUUGGAAAAUCCAGAUGAGCAGUUUAAUAUUCAGAGGUCAUUGAAUGAACACAAAGAUGUAAAUGACUCAUCGGAAAAGUACAGGCUAGUUUUCUUGGACUGGCUCAAUCUGUACAAAAACAACCCACAACAUAGGGAAUGGGUUAAGAGUGGACUAGAAGCUAUAGGUCUUCCCAGUGUAUACACUAUAUUCCAGUCAGAAUCAAGUCUGGAUUCAGUUUUCUGAAACAGAAAUGUAUUAGAAUUUAUUUUUAAAUAUUUAUAGGUGCAUUUGCACAAAAAAGAUAAACAGUAUAAUACAGUAAUUGAGUUUUGGUAGAUAUUGCAUACAUUGUUUUAAGAUUUAUCAUUAUUUUGAGACUGGGCAGUCAGUAGAUUGCACAGCAGCAGACCUGAUAGAUACCAGCUUAGGUCCAUAAGAUGACCCUGUCCACCCAGCUCUGAUGAAUAUUUUACUCACGUUAAGAAAAGGAAAAACAACACGGCCUGGAAGUGACCACACUGUCCUUUCAUAGUUCACAGAAAUAGAUUAAUUAUAUUUGUUGAGCCCUACUGAUUGCCACAGAAAUAGAUUAAUUAUAUUUGUUGAGCCCUACUGAUUGCCACAGAAAUAGAUUAAUUAUAUUUGUUGAGCCCUACUGAUUGCCACAGAAAUAGAUUAAUUAUAUUUGUUGAGCCCUACUGACUGCCACAGAAAUAGAUCUAUUAUAUUUGUUCAGCCCUACUGAUUGCAGCAGAAAUAGAUCUAUUAUAUUUGUUUAGCACUACUGAUUGCCACAGAAAUAGAUUUAUUUUAUUUG
Messenger RNA from Physella acuta, 1732 nucleotides. RefSeq lists its product as uncharacterized. The record is from RefSeq and is a predicted model, not a curated record. NCBI's taxonomy places the organism in Eukaryota, Metazoa, Mollusca, Gastropoda, Physidae.